AUGGUGAUGUCAAACAUCAAUAAUAGGCAAUCGAUACACUCUCCACAGCCGGACACCAAGCCGUCUGCUCUGGAACGGCUUGGACCAUCAUCAUCUCAACUUGAAACCCAUCAGUCUCUAAACCAGAGACCUUCUGCUUUGGAGAGAAUAAGUUCACCAUCCACUCAAACGAUGGCUCCUGCAGAAAACACCACCACAACCUCAAUCAAAAAGAGACUAGGAAGACCCCCUGGUAGAAGGAACCAACCCACCUUAUCUCUUGGAGUCGUAAGCCUCGGUGUAAAGAAGCGAAAAGUAGCUCACGUCAAGGGCUCACCUAAGCGUCGUCCCACCACUACCAAAGCACCACGUGCAAAAGCUGCUCCCAAAAAUGCCCCAGCGGCCGCAGGACAGCGACCUUCCUAUACCAUAAUCCCACCAGCGGAAUAUUUCCAGUGA
This is a messenger RNA of Eruca vesicaria subsp. sativa (arugula), 438 nucleotides long. The record is from the annotation of a GenBank genome assembly. Lineage: Eukaryota; Viridiplantae; Streptophyta; Magnoliopsida; Brassicales; Brassicaceae.